AUGUCGUUCCUUCCUGCUGGGGCAGACCGUGCUGCGGUUCAGGAGCUGGAGGCGCUUUUCCGCACCGCGGACCCAGCAAACACGGGAUUGCUGUCGUACAGCGAGUUCGCCUACCUCAUCCUACGCAGCGGCGGGACGCAGGAACAGGCGGAUGCGCUGAUUGAGAAGUUCGCCGGGCCGUCACGUGCUCAGCGGGUCGUGUACUACGGGGCACUGCUGGAGCAGCUGUACGACUCUGUGGAAGCGACUGCAGAUGCGCGUGGCGGUGUCGAGAACGGCAGUGCAAGACACAUCUCAGAACCGCUACUCAGGAUGUCCUCCCUCGACCGCACCUCCUCCAUACCGACCCUUGAUACGUCCAACAGCUCCCCAUUGCCGACUCCUCCGGCGCUGACCGUCGUCGGGCCGUCGUCGUGGCAUGCUUCCCACUCGCCAACCCCUGGCGGCGCUGGCACCGCUGCUGCUCCUCGUGGCGUCAUGGACGCGAGUCAGUAUGGCAUCCCUCCCGCUGCAUUAUCAUCCUCGCCCUUCUACAGAUCGGUCACCCACGCCGGCGCCGGCGGCCGCAGCGCCUCCACGCUCACCUCGCGGGAGUUGUCCACGGCAACCUACGCAACGUACAGCACAUGCAACAACCGCUCGCUGCCUCACCUCCGCAGCAACAGCAGUGCUACCCCCCUGCGCAGACCGCUUCACGCCCCGUCCUCUCUCAGCUCCUCAAGGUUUGUCGAGUCUGCGCUUCGAACUGCUACAGCAGCGGCGGCGGGGCCGCAUCGGCAGCAGCGGCUCGAUCGCGCGCCGUCGCAGGGCAGCACACAAGUCAGCUGGUCAGCGUCCCGAUCGCAAAGUCGCGAUGAUGUGCGCGCCACUUCUCUUACAGGCUCGUCGGUGAUGGACACGCAAGGUGGUGAGCGUGCGCGCGUGUACGGUGUCACGUCGCCGCCACAGUACGCCGCAGGUGCCGGCCGCUACCCUUAUGCUCCGCGUGCAUGCAACCCAACACCGGUGGGUAUCGGACACCGUCGUCGCGAGAGCUCCACAGAGCGUAUGGUGCGCGCGGCAGCCGAGGCGAGUAUCCACGGCAGACCUCAGCCGCGUUUCAAUGCAGAAGGCGGUACCGGGGCAGGAGAGACCCGUCGUGAAGGGAAGCGCGGUUCAAGUGCGGCUCGUGUGCUGUCUGGCGCACUGCACUCCGCGUCGUCGUCCUCCUACGCAGCGGCGCCACAUCUUUCUGCUACCAAUCGUGCUAGUCGCACCGCUGCACUGCAGGUGGAGAACACGACCACGUCCUUCACCGCGAGCCGCGCAAGUGACUCGUACGUGCGUCACGUAGACCGUAGUGGUCACAGCAGUUACCAUAGCGACGACGCCGCGACGUCCCUUCUAUCGCUACGAGACAUCUUUCAGCGUCAUCUGGCGCCGAGGUCAUCGCGUGAUGGCACCGUGCUGCUGAGCGAGCUGGAGGAGGCGUUGGCGACGCGCGGGGUGGGUGUGCAUCCGCUUGAACUGGAGGCCGUGGCCGACUCGCUGGAGCUGGCCGCCGGGACGGCGGCCAUCGAGCAUCAUGGCAGUGCGCUACAGCACCGCAGCUUCAGCACGAGCCUGAGGAACGGCUUCGGGGCAUCGGUCGCUACAGCUGGGCGCAUACGUUGUGACUCAGCGCAUCCCUGGCCUUCAACCAACGCCUCUGGCAUGGAUAGCACGGACGCCUCCGCAACGACAGCGAGUCGGGCCACCAUCACCGGCGGUGCGGAUCGGGCGCUGAGUCUCGUCGACUUCUGUGUGCUGGUCUCUCGUCUGCGCCCGGCACUCAUUCAGCGUAUUCGCAGUCCCGGUGUGUGGGAGGGCGCGACAUCCAUCGAUGGCGUCGAGGUGCCACUGAGCCGUCAGCCUCCGCAGGCCAACAGCCGGCUUGAAUCUCGGAGAGCUGUGAGGGUUGAUGACGGGGACAGCAUUGCAGACGUGACGGUGUCGCCGAUGACCCCAGAAGCGGCCACCUCUGCAACGCCGCAGUCCACCGUGUCCUCGUCGAGCACGCGACCACACUCCUCCGCACAACGCCGUCAUCGCCGGCGGCGCCCUCUCGUGCGGCACCGUUUUGCCGACAUGCACCGCCCAUUAAAUGCGACGAAGGUGCGCAGCGCGGCCGCGUCGAUAUUGUCGUCCACGGCGCCGCCCACUGCCCGGCAGCUCUCGGCCGAUCAGCAGUUUACCGUUGAGCACGCGCAGCGGGAGCCGCGGCGCAGUGAGCGAGAGGAGGAUAGCGAUGACGGCCACCAUGCCUCUGUCAGAUAUGCCCAGCCAACUGCCGCUUCCGAGCAGCGGAGCAGUGGACUGCACGUGCCGUCAGCCACGACAGCGCGGCUAAACCGCACCAAGAUCCCCCUCUGGCACGAUGACCGACGCCCCAGUGCGCGCGGCAGCUACACCAACGCCACUCGCUCGCCGUCGUCCACGUCACCGGGUAACUCACGUAGCUUGACCUCACCCGACGAGCGCCAUCAUCCGCAGCAGCAGCGGCCGCACCGCGCCCACAUCGCUCUCCGCAGUCCCACCAGCGACUUUUCGCCUCGCCUCGUGCGCGAAGAGCUGGGCGAUGGUCUCGCACAUCGUGGUUAUGGAGAGAUGUCCGAGUCUUCGCCAACGACGACAUCGGCACCGCUCUCGACGACUUCCAGGUCGCCAUCGUCGCCGGAGUCCACCAACAAGAAAGGUCCGACAUCCUCGAUGCUGGCGCCGCGUGUUCUGGAUACGCUUCAAACUGCCGCGUUGGCGCUGUUGCGCCGCUGUGCACAGCUGGACAGUCGGCACACGGGGUGGAUUGCACCGAGUGCGUGGCUGCGCGUACUGCGAGACGCCUGUCCAGCCUUGACUGAUGCAGAGCGACUCCGUGUGUACGAAUGGAUUCGAGCAAGAGGGAAGCGGUCGGCCCGUGCCAACGACUACGCGGCGGUUGUGGAGGAUAUUUUGACAGAGGCGAACGUUGCCCCUCUCACCCCCGCGUCUGGCGCGAAGAGCAGCGCCGUCCGGCAUGGUGACAGUACCGCGGCAACCUCGCCGCCUCGCGCCCCCGCCACUCGGAUGCGCAGCUAUCCUCAACGGCAAGAUGCGCCUGCGACAAGGUCAUCGGUACCAUACACGUCGACCACGAAGGGCGCUUCACCGGCCUCCAGCCGCUCGGCAGCGAAGCCGCGUACGGUCGUACGCAACGCAUCGAGUGGACGGGUUCCUGUCUCCUCAUCAUCCCAUACCACAGCGAAUGGUCAGACGGCUGACAAGGACGCGAAGCGGCUGCUUGCGCACGAGCUGAUGACGGCCUGUGGUGGCGACACGGAGGCGCUUCUGGAGUACUUCCGCGCAUUCGACGAGGCUGACACUGGGUUCCUCGUCGAGCAUGUGUGGCGAGCCAGCUUGGAGGAGCUGUUUCGACGGACAGAAGGUCAAGAAGCGCCAGCGUGGGUCGUGGGCGGGUGUGUGCGCCUCUCGCGUGUGCCACUGGAGAGACCGGCUGCCACACCGUCGCCGCAAUGCGGCACACCACCGCCCGUUUCUCCUGCGCUCUCCGCCGCACGCGCACGCGUCUCGCGGGUACCGCCAGCGAUGCGUCGCACGCUGUGCGAUUACCGCUACGUUCUGGAGGAGCUCGGCAUUCAUGCAGACGGGUGA
This is a messenger RNA of Leishmania mexicana MHOM/GT/2001/U1103, 3666 nucleotides long. RefSeq lists its product as hypothetical. The transcript has a single exon. Gene Ontology annotation, molecular function: calcium ion binding. The record is from RefSeq and is a predicted model, not a curated record. NCBI's taxonomy places the organism in Eukaryota, Euglenozoa, Kinetoplastea, Trypanosomatida, Trypanosomatidae. The coding region runs from base 1 to 3666 and encodes 1221 amino acids.